UUUUUCCUCCCAGCAAGCUGUGCGACGCGCCGGGCCUCAUCCUCCUUUGUGCCAUCCGGGUCUCUCCUGCGAGCUAUUUAGUCUGUGGUGAAGCUUCGGACCGGCAGGUACUGUUGGAAGCGGCUGGUGGAGGCGCCGCCCUAGCGGCCGGGACUCUCAACUAUGGCGGCUAGUGAUACAGAACGAGAUGGACUAGCCCCAGAAAAGACAACCCCAGAUAGAGAUAAGAAAAAAGAGCAGUCAGAUGUAUCUGUUUCUCCUAGAGCCUCAAAACAUCAUUAUUCAAGAUCACGAUCAAGGUCAAGAGAAAGAAAACGAAAGUCAGAUAAUGAAGGAAGAAAACACAGGAGCCGGAGCAGAAGCAAAGAGGCAAGAAGACAUGAAUCCAAAGAUAAAUCCUCUAAGAAACACAAGUCUGAGGAACAUAAUGACAAAGAACAUUCAUCUGAUAAAGGAAGAGAGCGACUGAAUUCAUCUGAAAAUGGUGAGGACAGACACAAACGCAAAGAAAGAAAAUCAUCAAGAGGCAGAAGUCACUCAAGAUCUAGGUCUCGAGAAAGACGCCAUCGUAGUAGAAGCAGGGAGCGGAAGAAGUCUCGAUCCAGAAGUAGGGAGCGGAAGAAGUCACGAUCUAGAAGCAGAGACAGGAAGAAAUCACGAUCCAGAAGCAGGGAAAGAAAACGGAGGAUCAGAUCUCGCUCCCGCUCAAGAUCAAGACACAGGCAUAGGACUAGAAGCAGGAGUAGGACAAGGAGCAGAAGUCGAGAUAGAAAGAAGAGAAUUGAAAAACCAAGAAGAUUUAGCAGAAGUUUAAGCCGGACUCCUAGCCCACCUCCGUUCAGAGGCAGAAACACAGCAAUGGAUGCACAGGAAGCUUUAGCUAGGAGGUUGGAAAGAGCAAAGAAAUUACAAGAACAACGAGAGAAGGAAAUGGUUGAAAAACAAAAACAACAAGAAAUUGCUGCAGCUGCCGCUACUGGAGGUUCUGUUCUAAAUGUUGCUGCCCUAUUGGCAUCAGGAACACAAGUAACACCUCAGAUAGCUAUGGCUGCUCAAAUGGCAGCCCUGCAAGCUAAAGCUUUGGCAGAGACUGGAAUAGCUGUACCUAGCUAUUAUAACCCAGCUGCUGUGAAUCCAAUGAAAUUUGCUGAGCAAGAGAAAAAAAGAAAAAUGCUUUGGCAAGGCAAGAAAGAAGGGAGUGAAGAUGAAGCUGGAUGUAGCUCAGUCGAUGAAGACAGUUACAAGACUUUGAAACAACAGGAAGAAGUAUUUAGAAAUCUAGAUGCUCAGUAUGAAAUGGCAAGAUCACAAACCCACACACAAAGAGGAAUGGGUUUGGGUUUCACAUCAUCAAUGCGAGGAAUGGAUACAGUUUGAACAAAAAAGAUGACACAUGUAAAGUUUGGGAUUAUAGACUCCUUGUUCUGAUGUCAAGUCCUUGUUCACCAAACAGCUAGCAUUCUAGCUUGCAUGGGUGUUGCAUUGACUUUAAUUUAUUGAAAAAUACGAUUUUUUUGUAAAUAUCAGAUCAGUGAUACUGGUGUUAGUGUUGUAAUCAGGUUAAACCCACUUCCAUUAAACUUGACAGGACUAUAGAAGGACAAUAUUUUUUAGUUCAUAAAUUCUACUUUUCAAAUAUCUAACAGCUGCAGGUGGGAUAAAAUCUCAUACAUGAAUUUUUUCGUGUCCACUGUCUUGUGUACUUUUGUACUUAACCUUGUACAGUUAUUUUCAUCUCUUGAAACAUGAAAGAAAUGUUAUGUAGAUGUUCUUUAGAAGAUCUGGCCAUUUGGUACAUAAUCCAGCACAAAUAAGCUGGGUGGUGAUGAUAAUAAAAAUGGUUUUCUCAAAACUGGUGUUAAUUUAAGUUACCUGGAAUUCUUGUUUGAAUUUUUUUUUUUUUUUUUUUUUGGUUUCUGCAGCAUUUUACAGUUGGUAUCAGAAAACACUGGCUAAAAAUUUCCCCACCCUUCUUUUUUAGGACCAGUUAACUAUGCUGUAGGCAGUACCAUGGUGAGCAAAAAUGUAAAAGGAAGGUGGGAGGAUCAGACAAACUUACUAAAAUAAUACUGUUUUCCUACUAUUACAAGGGACAGAAUUGGUGUACAGUAUUUGUUAAAUAUUCCUUAUGUUAUUCAGGAAAUUGAUAAACACAUUAAAGGGAUGUAAGCACUUUUAUUUUAAUAAAGUGCCUUAUAACAA
Messenger RNA from Otolemur garnettii (small-eared galago), 2202 nucleotides. RefSeq names its product arginine and serine rich coiled-coil 2 (gene RSRC2). NCBI's taxonomy places the organism in Eukaryota, Metazoa, Chordata, Mammalia, Primates, Galagidae. The transcript has 9 exons. The record is from RefSeq and is a predicted model, not a curated record. The coding region runs from base 163 to 1377 and encodes 404 amino acids.